This is a messenger RNA of Chinchilla lanigera (long-tailed chinchilla), 1270 nucleotides long. RefSeq names its product C-type lectin domain family 4 member A-like. The transcript has 6 exons. NCBI's taxonomy places the organism in Eukaryota, Metazoa, Chordata, Mammalia, Rodentia, Chinchillidae. The record is from RefSeq and is a predicted model, not a curated record. The coding region runs from base 224 to 874 and encodes 216 amino acids.
UAUUUAUUUUCUUUUUCUAUUACAAUUCUGAAAACUAGACCUUUCUCGAUGGCCCUCAUGACUUCGCAUUUGAUUUUUAGUUCCCAGGAGAUACUUCUCUGAAGUGCCUGUGGAUUUGUACAGUUGAAGGCAGGAAAAUUUACCACAUGUUUGGUCUUAUUUAUAACAUAUUUUAAGAGAGGGAUGAAAUAGAUUUUCUGAAGAAAGCAAAUCUCUUCUCAACAUGGCUUUGGAAGCUAUUCAUGCUAAAGCUCCCCAAAAGAGGAUCUCCCCCAGAAAAUAUAAUCCUGCCUUUUUCAAGCUACUGUUUGCUUCACUGCUGAUACUCUUCCUGCUGAAGGUGACCUUAUCAUCUGUCAUUUGCAUUUUUUUUUCCAAAAAUGUGCUCAGCGUGGAGAAAAAAAUGACUGUAAAAGGACUGGUGCACACAGAAUUGGAGUGUGUAAAGAACAAUUUGACUACCGAAGAGAAAGUCUGGAGCUGUUGCCCAAAGAACUGGAAGCCAUUUAACUCCCACUGCUACUUUUUCUCUACUGACUCAAAAUCCUGGAACAAGAGUGAGGAGAGCUGCUCCAGCAUGCAGGCUCAUCUACUGGUGAUCAACACCGAGGAGGAGCAGGACUUCAUAAUCCAGAAUCUGAAAACAGACUCUUCUUAUUAUGUGGGACUGUCAGAUCCAGAGGGUCAGAGACAUUGGCAAUGGGUUGAUCAGACACCAUACAAUGAAAACGUCACGUUCUGGCAUCCAAAUGAGCCCAAUAACAAAAAUGAACGUUGUGUCACAAUAGAUUAUCGUCUUCAGUGGGGUUGGAAUGAUUUAUUUUGUGAUAGAACUGAAAAGUCAGUUUGUGAGAUGAUGAAGAUCUACCUGUGAAUCAAACAUUCUCAUGGUACGAGUGGUUGGACUGACAUCCGUCAUUAUAGAGACAGUUAUAAGAUCUCUAUGUGAAGGGAUAGCCUUAGACUCUUAGGCACAUGAGCUACUAUUCCUAUUUUGAGAAAAGUUUUCACACAUUUACCUGUUUACUCCUUCCAUUGCUCAUCAUGGAGUGAGCACUUACUGAGCAUUUUCCAUGUGGCAAGGACUACACUGGAGACCCCUUUUGUGUACACCUAGAAACCACAUGAGCCCUUUUCCUAAUUUCUGUCUGAAUGCUGAAGGUUUAUUUACUAAUACAAUUACAUGAUAUAGUUCCUCAUGUUUUUCUCACUUUUCCCCCUGUUUUUAUUGUCUUUAUUGGCUUACAAUUGACAAAUAAAAUUGCAUGUA